CUCGUCACAAGAAGUAAUGGAGUGUUGCAGUUUAGCACAGUGUGGUGUUCAUCGUAACUUAAAAUAAGUCUUUAAAACAUUUAUUUCUCCUAUGACAAGAAUUCGUGUUACAAAAUAUCUACUGCAACAUGUAUAUUCACUUGAAUAUAUAGUAGUAUGUUCUUGAAAUUGGGUUAGGUUAGGUUCACGUGAUAGCCAAAUACUUUUACUGUUUACAUAAGAAAAUAGUUAAUAAUUAAUAUGAAUGAAGUUUCGGAAAAGGACUUUAAAAGUUUGUAUCCUGCGUUAAAAGAUGCAAUAAACGAUGCGUGUUUCAUUGCGAUUGACGCUGAAUUUACGGGAAUCAGUAAGGAUGAAGAUCUGAAACACAGUUUAUUCGACACCCUCGACGAACGUUAUCAAAAUCUUAAGAAGAACAUCGAACAAUACAAGAUCAUACAAUUUGGCAUUACCCUGUUUCGUCAUUCAAAAGAGAACGCCUACAGAGCGGAUUGUUACAGCUUCCAUUUACUUCAAAAACCGUUGCCAUUCAAAAAUAGGCAACUCACGUUUCAACUAUCGGCUCUAGAGUUCCUCUGUUUGCACAAAUUCGACUUUAACAAAUUAAUAAGCGAGGGUAUUUCAUGUCUCGACGAUGCAGACGAGGAGUUCCUAAGAACUCACAUAGAAAAUGGCAACUUGAUAAACGAUUCAGAACUUCUAUCGUACGAGGAAAAAGAAGAUUUCAAGAAUUGUAUAAAUAUGGUUUCGGAGUGGCUUUCGCAGAACCCUGAGCCGGAACCCUUAAAGUUACCGGCUGGGACUCCUAUUUUACAAUACAUGAUGCAAAAACAAUUGAGGGACAGUAUUAAAAACAUCUGGACUACAUCGGGAUAUAAAACUGUGGAUGUUUUACGGGUACCAAAGGAAGUGCGAGAUCACUUAGAAGAGGAAGAUAACAAUCGUUUGGAAGAUGAAUUGUUAGAUUCAUACAUAGGAUUCUCGAAAGUAUUUAAACUCUUGUCAGCCUGUAAAAAACCGUUCAUAGGACACAACAUGCUGUUAGACUUGAUGUUCAUUCAUCAACAGUUCUACAAGCCUCUUCCAGAUUCGUAUAAACAGUUUAAAAGCAAUGUACACGCGUUGUUUCCACGGCUGUACGACACAAAGUACAUAAGUUUUCAAUUUAAAAAACUGUUCAGGAGAGACGAAGUCUACUGGAAACUUAAUUCGCUGAGGGCUUUGUAUGAGUAUUUUAAGUCGAGCGGUGUACAAUUGUCGUUCAACUGUCCGUCGAUCAGAUCAGAUAAAAAUUUAUCAGGUACGGAGACUUAUCAUAAUGCUGGGUUUGAUUCUUACUGCGCGGGGUACAUAUUUAUAAAAAUGGCACACGUGUUCUGCGUUAAGAAAUUCGGAUCUGGAAUAGAAUGCAAACCUGUCACCAAUACUGAGCUGAUGAGCGCCGUGAAGCAUUUGGAAAAUUGUGUAAAUAUAUCGAGGGGCAACGAAAUGUACAUGAGAUUCGGCGGGAACGAUCCGAGCUUAUCGAGACCGGAAUGGCUACACGUGAAAUUAAAAUCCCCAUCGAUAGACAGAAACGAGUUAAUUAAGAGUUUCUCGAUCUUCAGUCAAGUCGACGUGAUGCCUUUCGCCAGGAAACGUUUUCUAGUAGCUGUCCCAAAUCACGGAAGCGCUCUGUCCAUAUUGCAGCACUUUAAGGACAGCAAAGAAUUCCAAGUGGUUAGGUACAGUCGCAUAUGGCACGCCACGCCUAUCACUAUCUGCUUAUGGAGCGGAGUAGUCCUGUCUGGAGGUAUGGCCUGGAUGAUAAAACAAAUGUUUCUAAAAGCUUCAGUACCUGACUCUUAGUUAAUAGUAUUCAUAAUUGCAUCCAUCCAUUAAGCACACUCGUGAUCGACGGCAGGGACUUCUGACUUGCAAUCACGAAUAAUAAUAGCAAUACAUAGGCAUAAACGAAUGUACAGAUUGUGAUAACUAUAGAAAUAUUUGUUAUAAUAAAGUACGACGCUUGUUUCUACAAAAGUU
Molecule: messenger RNA, 2025 nt
Organism: Ceratina calcarata
Lineage: Eukaryota; Metazoa; Arthropoda; Insecta; Hymenoptera; Apidae
Product: pre-piRNA 3'-exonuclease trimmer
Exons: 12
Coding region: 241-1848 (535 amino acids)
Biological process (GO): siRNA 3'-end processing; nuclear-transcribed mRNA poly(A) tail shortening; priRNA 3'-end processing
Cellular component (GO): endoplasmic reticulum; nucleus
Molecular function (GO): RNA binding; 3'-5'-RNA exonuclease activity
Source: RefSeq, a predicted model, not a curated record